This is a messenger RNA of Capsaspora owczarzaki ATCC 30864, 771 nucleotides long. RefSeq lists its product as hypothetical. Gene Ontology annotation, biological process: mitochondrial electron transport, cytochrome c to oxygen. Lineage: Eukaryota; Filasterea; Ministeriida; Capsasporidae. The record is from RefSeq and is a predicted model, not a curated record. The transcript has 4 exons. Bases 56 to 631 code for a protein of 191 amino acids. Gene Ontology annotation, molecular function: enzyme regulator activity. Gene Ontology annotation, cellular component: mitochondrial inner membrane.
UUGACAUUGUACAUUUUCUACAUUGACAUUGUUCAGUCCUUUCAAUAUUCUUUCAAUGGCUUUGCUGCUUCGUGCAUCGUCGACCUUCGCCAAGCAGUCUGCGCACCAAGUUGUGCGACACAUGUCGAGUGCUGCUGGGGACGCCGCAGCGGUCGCCAAGCACGCCAAGGAAGCCAUGAGCACAUGGAAGAAACUCUCGCUCGCCGUCUGCCUGCCAGCAUGCGGCUACCUGUUCUAUUACAACUUUGUGGCCCACCCCAUGCACGAGGAGCAGCGCCAGUUUGUUGCCUACCCGCAUCUCCGCAUCCGAACAAAGCGGUUCCCGUGGACGGAGAGCGAUCUCACCCUCUUCCACAACCCCCACACCAACCCUGGCCCGGACAGCGGCGAGCACGAAGAAGAGCACGGUGCUUCCGCUCCCUUCCUAACGCGUCUUUUCGCCUCUGGCAUGGACACUGCCGAGCAAACCCGCGAAAAGCGCGAGGCGCACCUCCGGUACAUCCAAGCCAAGAGCCAGGCCUACAUUGCUCAACGCGAAAUCACAGCCAAGCACGAGCUACGCGUGCCUCUGACUCACCGCGCUGCCAACGAGUACGGCUUGCGAAUGGACGACUACCAGAGCAAGCAGUAGAAGAUUAUUUUUUUUUUUCUGUUUCCACUCGUGGUGGUUUUUGUGUAUUGUCCUUUUUUUGUUUUGUUGAUGUGUGUGUGCUUGUGUGUGUGUGUGGUACUGCUGUCCGUGACUGGCUCAAGUACAUGUUUAUCGAGUAC